Molecule: messenger RNA, 3072 nt
Organism: Esox lucius (northern pike)
Lineage: Eukaryota; Metazoa; Chordata; Actinopteri; Esociformes; Esocidae
Exons: 6
Coding region: 73-3072 (999 amino acids)
Source: RefSeq, a predicted model, not a curated record
AUAUUUGGCCAUUACUUUUCAAUAACACAUGCACGAUAGACACAGGAUAGCCAUUGAAAUGCGCUGUUUACCAUGGCAAAUGAAAAGGUAAAUUUGCCAAAGAAAGAUCGAAAUGAUACUCGAUGGUUUAAGGUCUGCUAUUUGAAGACCUUUACCAUGCGAAGAAGCAAACCAAAGGGUGGUCAACAAAAUGAUGACUUUCCUAAGGAGCAGGAGGCAAUGAAGAGAAGUGUUAAGCAUUGCCCUGUACAUUCUGCUGGCUGGUUGCUGACACUACUCAGCCUUGUUGGUGUUGUUUGGCCCAAGAACGUGAGACCGGAUGAUGGAAGUAAAGGGAAGAAGGAUCUCCUGCCUCAGACUGAGCAGGCGUCUAAUAAGAAAAAGAGAGUCAAGACCAUAAGGAUAAAGAGAGAUGCAGUGGAGCCGAUCGGUGAGAGAGAUCGAGGUCCGAAAUUGAAAUCUCCUCUUGCCGCAUGUAAUCCAUUUGCAUUUAAAGGUCCCUCCACAUCUAUGAAGUCACCUGGGAUGGUCUCAGCUCAACGGGUUCAAUCUGGUGUGAAUAUCGGGAGUGAGAGAGUCACCAGGGCUCCUGAACUCCCUGCGUUCAAUCAAGAUAGAGGAGAAAAAGAUCAAAAGGACAUUGCAACACUCUGUUCCAGUCUUCAUAACUUUUCACGGGAGCUCACCGACAAAGUUCAUGAGCUCAUAGAGAGUCACAAAGGACCCGAAGAUCUUUUUGCACCUGCUGGAAAGGCUGCAUCAGACUCAACACUUUUGAAACUGAAGACCAGAUUUGAGACUUGUGAACAAUCCUGGGAGAUUGAGCUGGUGAACUCCUUUACUAAGGAGUCGGUAAGACGUCUACUACAGGAUCUGAUCUCCUGGCAUCCUCCACCAUCUGAAGUACCAGAUAGAUCCAGUAGUUCCUCACAAGUUUAUCCAGACACCGAGAAGCAGUUUGCCAAUACAGAGGUCAAUCAGUUGAAGAGUCAGAGUGGGGACAGUAAUGUUAGCUCAGGAACACACCGGGCAUCAUCAACAAAGUUCUCCCGCUCCAUUAGCUCCGCCAAAUCCAGAGCUUCCCAGAGUGAUAGUUUUAGGAAUGUUUUACCAGGCACUCCGAUCCCAAAUGAGUGGCCAGUUGAAAGUGAUUUUGCUCUCAUUAGGAGUUCGGUCAUUGAUAUGGGUAAGUCCUCAACUAAUUCCAACGUGUCACCAAACAAGUCAAAGCAAACCAUUGCUGCUGUAGUAGACACUGUUAUGGAGGUCAAUAAAAGAGAAAAAGAUCAAAAGGACAUUGCAACACUCCGUUCCAAUCUUCACACCUUUUCACGGGAGCUCACCAACAAAGUUCAUGAGCUCAUUGAGAGUCACAACAGACCCGAAGACCUUUUUGCCCCUGCUGGAAAGGCUGCAUCAGACUCAACACUUUUGAAACUGAAGACCAGAUUUGAGACUUGUGAACAAUCCUGGGAGAUUGAGCUGGUGAACUCCUUUACUAAGGAGUCAGUAAGGCGUCUACUACAGGAUCUGAUCUCCUGGCAUCCUCCACCGUCUGAAGUACCAGAUAGAUCUGGUAGGUCCUCACAGGUUUAUCCAGUCAAUCAGUUGAAGAGUCAGAAUCGGGACAGUAAUGUUAGCUCGGGAACACACCGGGCAUCAUCUACAAAGUUCUCCCGCUCCAUCAGCUCUGCCAAAUCCAGAGCUUCCCAGAGUGAUAGUUUUAGGAAUGUUUUGCCAGGCACUCCAAUCCCAAAAGAGUGGCCAGUUGAAAGUGAUUUCCCUCUCAUUAGGAGUUCGGUCAUUGAUAUGGGUAAGUCCUCAACUAAUUCCAACGUGUCACCAAACAAGUCAAAGCAAACCAUCACUGCUGUAGUAGACACUGUUAUGGAGGUCAAUAAAAGAGGAGAAAAAGAUCAAAAGGACAUUGCAACACACCAUUCCAGUCUUCACAACUUUUCACGGGAGCUCACAGAUAAGGUUUAUGAGCUCAUAGAUUCUCACAAUAGACCCGAAGACCUUUUUGCACCUGCUGGAAAGGCUGCAUCAGACUCGACACUUUUGAAACUGAAGACCAGAUUUGAGACUUGUGAACAAUCCUGGGAGAUUGAGCUGGUGAACUCCUUUACUAAGGAGUCAGUAAGACGUCUACUACAGGAUCUAAACUCCUGGCAUCCUCCACCGUCUGAAGUACCAGAUAGAUCCGGUAGUUCCUCACAGGUUUAUCGUGACACCAAGAAGCUGUUUGCCAAUACAGAGGUCAAUCAGUUGAAGAGUCAGAUGCCACAGGGAAGUUAUCCAGAACCUAUGUUGGACCUGAACUCUGUUAAGGAUACAUCUUCCACACAUCUGGCAUUUGACUACACUAGCAAUGACUACGCCACUUUAGUAUUUUCACUGGUUUUUGGACUGCUGUCAAAGAUAAGCGCAGGUAUGUCAAUGGAAACCUCUGUCAUUGUUGACAUAACCAAAGUUCUCAUCAAGAGGAUACUGUCUGAUUUCUGUAGCAUCUCAGGCAUUCAACAAAGUCAAGCCUGCCCCCAGAAACUGAAAAUCGAAAUGAUCUUCAAGAGGAUCUACAAACAGCUUCAUCAGGAAUUUGGAUCAAAAAAGAUUCUCCAGGUGGCAAUGAAGUCACAGAAUACUGCAUUUCACAAUGCCUUGGUUAAAUCAGUAACCAGGGAACUAUUGAACAUAUGCAAUGAGACCAGCUCUUCGUCCUUCUCAAUUACCACAUUGUCCUCAGACAGUGACAAGGCCAGGCCAGCUGGGCUUCCAAAGGCCGGUGAAAAGGAAAAGGGGGGAAUCGCUCAUCGGUUUCAACUACUUCUAAAGCAUUCAAAGAAGGUCAACAUGAAAAAGGACCAUGCAUCAAAACCUUCCCAGAACCAGACCCCUGCUGUCCAUAGACUAGGGAGUGUUUACGAACAAAAUACUGGCAAAACAGAGAAUGGAACCUCCGGCAAGAAAAAAGCAAGGAAGCAGUCAUUCUUUUCAAGGGCAUUUUCAGAUACAAGAAAUGCCCUGUCCAGUCUCUUUACAGUGGGUCUGAUUAAUCUGUCUUCAAAAUAA